Messenger RNA from Saccostrea echinata, 1062 nucleotides. RefSeq lists its product as uncharacterized. Bases 108 to 632 code for a protein of 174 amino acids. The record is from RefSeq and is a predicted model, not a curated record. The transcript is spliced from 3 exons. Gene Ontology annotation, cellular component: membrane. Lineage: Eukaryota; Metazoa; Mollusca; Bivalvia; Ostreida; Ostreidae.
CAAAACCUUGCCGUGAUAUUGCAGUAUUGAUCUUCGUAUAAAGCUACACUGCCGCGACUGAAGAUCCAAUUUCUCUGUUAUAUAUACAUCUGACGAUUUAAAAAAAAAUGGGUUGUUGUGAUGAUUCUUCCGUUUUGUCCAAAGUGGCUACAGUGGUCAUCCUUGUGUCCUUUGUGUGCUGUACCAUUGCUAUAUUCACUCCCUACUGGUCGGAUCUGGAAUCCAAUGGGACUGUGAACUACACGGGUUUAUUUUACACCUGUACUAAUGAUGUCUCUAACUGCUUUAACCUGGACAAUGUUCUCUCUGUGUAUCAGGGAACAGAUUACUAUGACGAUUUCCUUGCCACCCUGUCACUACAGCUGAUUGGUUGGGUUGGCGUCCUGGUUUCCAUGGUGAUUAUGAUCGUUUUCUCUUGCUGUCUUCCCAACAAAAUCCUUGGAUGGGUGGCUGUUAUAUUCAUGUUGAUCGGAGGUUUGUGCAUCACAGUAAGCUUGAUAAUCUAUGGUGCCUCCUUGAUUGAUCUCUACAACUCUCUUCUGAGCUGGUCCUUUGGUCUGGAUGUUGCUGGUGCAGCACUUGCACUGACUGCCGCCGUCCUUAUGAUUAUCAAUAGUUGUAUUAUACCGUAAUCUACAGCUCCCAACGCAGCAAAGAGCAGAUAACCACGGCAGUUCUCUCUGGAGUUACUUCCCAUUCCGACACCCUCCUGCAACGAUCCAUUUACGUUGAGAUUGCAUCCGACUACUCCGCGAAUGAAGAAAUCCAAAUGACAUUUAGCUUGUGCAGCGAAUAAUCGACACGUUUCUACAUUCAAAAGAGUAUCUUGUACUUAUGUAGACUUGUGCCAUACAUUUCCUAUACAUUGUACAUGCAUUUUGAAAGGCGACUUCAAGAAAGUAAUGCAUCAUUUCCAUAUCACCAUUAUACUCAUUUUGCUCGCAGAUAUUCAGUUUCUUUUAAUAUGGAUAUUUUAAUCUUUAUGUGCAAUACUGUUAUAGGUAUUUUGCAGUAAUAUUUCCUCAAUUUAUUACUUUUUUAGAGAAAUAAAAUGACACAUUC